Alternaria incomplexa is the source of this 1374-nucleotide messenger RNA. RefSeq lists its product as uncharacterized. Gene Ontology annotation, molecular function: triacylglycerol lipase activity. NCBI's taxonomy places the organism in Eukaryota, Fungi, Ascomycota, Dothideomycetes, Pleosporales, Pleosporaceae. The record is from RefSeq and is a predicted model, not a curated record. The transcript is spliced from 2 exons. The coding region runs from base 1 to 1374 and encodes 457 amino acids. Gene Ontology annotation, biological process: lipid catabolic process.
AUGAGGACUUCUGCCAUCAAGGCCGCGCUUUUUGCGCUCGUCGGACUCACUGCUGCCGCUCCCAGACCUGGUCUACUUGGUUCACUCCUUGGAGCUGGAGGCAGCGCCCCCAUCCCUCCCUCUGAUGAUCCAUUCUACACACCACCUGCUGGCUUCGAGUCUGCAAAACCUGGUGCUAUCUUGAGAAGCCGACCAGUACCCAGCGCCCUCUCGCUGUUUCAAACCAUUCCUCUCAACUUGAAGGGUGCCUGGCAACUGCUCUACAGGACCACUGACUCGCUCGGAAACCCGGUGGCCACAAUCACUACGGUAAUGGUGCCAAAGAACGCGGAUUCAAAGAAGCUGCUCUCUUACCAGGUCGCUGAAGACAGCGGUGGUGAGAUCAACUGCGCACCAUCUUACACGCUCCAAACAAAGUCCAACACCACAUAUGCCGGAACAGGAGGUAUUGAAGCCGCCCUCAUUGCUGCCUCGCUCAACCAGGGCUGGAUCGUCAACUCGCCGGAUUGGGAGGGACCCAAGUCCACUUUCGUCGCUGGAUUUCAAGCAGGCUACGCAACUCUUGAUGGUAUUCGUGCGGCACUCGCUUCCGGCGCCACCACCGGCGUCGACUCUUCUGCAAAGGUCCAGAUGUGGGGAUACAGUGGCGGCGCUCUAGCCUCAGAGUGGGCCGCCGAACUCCAAGCCAACUACGCCCCAGAGAUCCCCUUUGUUGGCAUGGCCAUCGGCGGUGUGACUCCCAACGUCGAAAAUGUUUUCAACACCAUCAACAAGGGACUCUUCGCUGGUCUCAGUGCUGCCGGCUUCUUGGGCUUGGGAAACGCGUACCCUGAUUUCGGAAAGUACGUCCAAGACAGCCUCAAGCCAGAGAAGGCUGAUGCUUUCAACCAAGCUGGUCGCCAGUGCUUCUACGCCGACGUGAAGACGUACGCGGGACAGGAUAUCUUCACCUACUUCAAGCAAGGACAGGCGAUCUUCGAUGACCCUAUCGCGGAAAACACCAUCAGGACCGGUGCGACCAUGGGUCUCCACGGCACCCCGUCCAUGCCCAUUUUCGUGUACAAGGCCGUCAAGGACGAGAUCUCGCCCAUUGCCGACACUGAUGCGCUCGUGGACCAGUUCUGCAAGGCGGGUGUUUCUAUCACAUACGUCCGAGACUCUUUCGGCGAGCACUUCACCCAGGCGGCGACUAGCACCGGUGAUGUUCUCAACUACCUCACCGACAGGUUUAACGGUGUUCCUAUCUCGGGCUGCAGCAUCCGCAACGAGUUCUUGGAUCUUCUGGAUGCUGGCUCGCCUGGAAAGCUUGGUGUUUCGCUUGUCAUGGUUCUUCUGAACGCUUUGGGUGUUCCGCUUGGUCCUAACCACUUCUAG